This is a messenger RNA of Felis catus (domestic cat), 3863 nucleotides long. RefSeq names its product adenylate cyclase activating polypeptide 1 (gene ADCYAP1). The transcript has 8 exons. Gene Ontology annotation, cellular component: extracellular region; neuron projection; perikaryon. Bases 1287 to 1841 code for a protein of 184 amino acids. Lineage: Eukaryota; Metazoa; Chordata; Mammalia; Carnivora; Felidae. Gene Ontology annotation, molecular function: neuropeptide hormone activity; peptide hormone receptor binding; pituitary adenylate cyclase activating polypeptide activity. Gene Ontology annotation, biological process: neuropeptide signaling pathway; positive regulation of protein kinase activity; positive regulation of ERK1 and ERK2 cascade. The record is from RefSeq and is a predicted model, not a curated record.
GGCUUUGACUGAGCCACUCAGGCACUCCAUGGACAAAAACUGUAUCAGUAGGCUUUCCAUUCAAUGUGAAACUCUCUGUGCCCCCUCCCCCACCAUUACUUAUAUCCUUCCUUUAGGAAAAUUAUGAACUCCUAAUUAGGACUUAAUAGUUACCCAAAAUUUGAAAAUAAGAAGCAACAGUUUGCGUUUGCAAUAAAGACCAUUUCAGGUUAAUGGCAACUUUUGCUUGUAUGCAAGAAAUAAAUAUACUGAAAUCUGUCAUUCAUACUGUGAACAAAACAAGGGAGAAAAUAUUCCUAGAACCAGUGAUUCAUAGUUAUUUUUGUUGGGGUGAAAAACCAUCUCUUGAAAAGUACAAUGGUUCAAUGAACAAAUGUCACAGUGCAUGGGAUGACAUAAGCCAUUCUUGUAGCUGAAUGGAGGAAGAAAAAGAGUUUUUUUUUUUUACAAGGCCAGUUUUGAUGCAAUUGAAAUAUUACAUUUAAGAAACCCUACUCAUUGUUGAUGAGUAAUCUGAUUUUGAUGAUGGUCCUUUGUUUGAGAUACAUAUAUUCUGACAACUUUCCACCCCCAAAUAGAAUGUUUGAAGCUUUCUAUUAUCCUUUAUUAAUGUUUUCUGUAUUAUUCCCACACCUUGGGCUACUGCUAAGUGCCACAUCCAAUUUUAGCAACCAGAAUGUCUUGUGAGCCCUUCUCCCAGGGGCAGUUUUUGGGGUGUGUAUAUUGAAUCAGAGAAUGUUAGGGGUGGACAUGGCUUUAAAGACCACCUAAUCCCUUAUUUUACAGAUGGAAGAUUCAAUCUUGAGAAAUUUGGUCACAUCUGAUAGGUCAUGGAGCUCCAACUAAAACUCAGAGAAGAGAAGAUCUUCCUUACAACAUUUGCAAAAGCGGUCACAAAAACUUGUUUAGGAUAUUGGGUUUCCUGGAUCCUCUCCAUGCUUUUCUUCCUGCAAUUAAGCCUUAUAUGAUAUGAGGAUUUAGACCGAAGUAGAGAGAAGACUUUCUUCCUUUUGGCUUUUAAGAGGACAUGUUCUGGAAAUCUUGGGAGAAUCUGGCAGAUGCUACACAGUGAAGUCUGGGUUCCGUGCGUCUGCAAACUUUUGAACAGAAUACUGGCCUCAGCAAACAAGUCCUCCAGCUCCUCCUGCUGCUGCUGCUCAUUCCUGCGGCUCCUCAGACACUAACGCCAGACGGCGAUGCCUCUUGGGUUGUGACUCCAGCGCAGAAACUUGGAGGAGCCCUUUGCCCGCCGUCCUACUUGGCAACAAAGCCUCUCCUAGCAGCGAAUGACCAUGUGUAGCGGAGCGAGGCUGGCCCUCCUGGUCUACGGGAUAAUAAUGCACAGCAGCGUCUACUGCUCACCUGCCACCGCAGGACUCCGGUUCCCUGGAAUCAGGCCGGAGGACGAAGCGUACGACGAGGACGGAAACCCGCAGCAGGACUUCUACGACUCAGACCCGCCGGGCGUGGGGAGCCCCGCCUCCGCGCUGCGCGACGCCUACGCGCUCUACUACCCCUCGGAGAAGAGAGAUGUCGCCCAAGGGAUCCUUAACAAGGCCUACCGCAAAGUACUGGACCAGCUGUCCGCCAGGAAAUACCUGCAGACGCUCUUGGCCAAGGGCUUGGGUGGGAACCUAGGCGGCGGCCCGGAGGACGACUCAGAGCCUCUCUCCAAGCGCCACUCAGACGGAAUCUUCACCGACAGCUACAGCCGCUACCGGAAACAAAUGGCUGUCAAGAAAUACUUGGCGGCAGUCCUAGGGAAAAGGCCUGAAGAUAUUAAUACUGACCAUUUGCUACUGUACAUAAUGAUGCCCUGCUCCAGGGAGAUUUGGAGGUAAUGAUUUGGGAGAAUUGCUGAAGGGUGUUCUUUCCUAGUGAGUCUCUGGGCCAGGCUGCUUCAGUCCCAGAGGAACUCAACUAGGCACUGUCCCCCUUUGUCCCCCUCACUGGGUGGCAAUUCCAAUACUUCUGCUUUCUUUGGUUCUACUUUUAUGUGUAUUUGUCUCUCUUUAGACUCUCAGCCCAGAAGGAAAUUCUCCUGAUAAAAAACAACAGCUCGAUCCAAAUUGUGCUUCUCCCCAGAAUUCACACCACCCCCUGGGGAAAGUGUUGGGGGGUUGUACAGAGAAGGGAGACUUGGGUCUUGAAGCUCCCGUGAAGCUCCCUUUUCUGUAUUUCCAGGAAACCCAAUAUCCCAAGGUUAGGGCAAUUGGAACAAAGAGAAGGAAAUGUAGGUAUGUUGGAAGAGGCAGAGCAUAAGGCAGUCGGAGGAGGAGGACCCUGGAGAGGGACUGGUUUGGAGCUGCCCUGCGUCUGGGACGCGGAGGGUAAGCCCAGCCCCACUGUAGGUCCUCUGCCUGACUGACUUUGGGCGCUGGAUAUUGGAAAUGGAUGCAAAGUACAAUGUGUUUUUCUCCAGUGCUGUCAAUGCUUCUCAUCUUGUGAAAUGACCAGGAUACUCCCCUUUGAAUACGGCUCUGUAGGAGCCAUCCUUUUCUUUGGCGGUUUUCUGAAGACUCUUCUUUCCCACCCUUCUGCACUGUUGAAGUACCGUUUACCAUUUUCCAUUCAUUUCUCUUAAACUUGUGAAUGCUUCUUUUUUUGUUGUUUGAUGUGAGUACUUAAUUGUAAAGUUUAGGAACCCCUGUGUAGUUACCAGUAAGUAAUUAUGCACUAAAUAUGAACGAACCUUUUGUUUCUUGUUUAUUGAGUUUGUAGGUAAAAUGUAUUUUUCUACAUUAUGGCUUAUUGCUUAGUAAAAUUUAUUUCAUAAAACCAACCUUUGUCAUAUUAGAAUGUGUAGUGUUCACAUGUUGCUCAGUUUUACUAACUGAUAAAUCAUUUAAACCUCAUCUUCAUAUGUAUGAGUACUAUCUUAUAUUUGUGGUCAAGAGUGAAGUAAGCAAGCUCCAACAGACCCUGAGAACCUCCCCCUUUGUAUCCUUUCCUGGCUACUGAAAGCAUGUCUGUCUGUUUCCUAUCAUUUCCUUGAACAUGUGAGUAAUCUCUAUAAACAAAAGAACCUUCACCCAGCAGCCAGAUCAAGCUACAGCAGGCAAACAAGCCAAACUCCCAAAAUUCAGGCACAAAUUCUUUUGGAAAAUAAAAAAAGAGAACAAGAAAAGAUUAAACAUUAGCUUGUAAAGUUUAAAGGACCUUUCCUUUUCCUUUAUGGAUUUGAUUCAAUAUGAAGUCAUAAAUCAAAGAAAACAGAAUUGGAUUUGCAUUCCCAGGCGGGAUGGAUGCUGCCAGGAGAUCACAUUGCAAGCAGUGAAAGCACAGAGGCAUUCGAUCUAUGCCUGAGUCCUAUGUACGGGAUCAAUCUUUCUUUAAUUCUGCAGUCUCCUCAGGCAAUGUGACACGGGAUGCAGUUUGCAGCUUUAGUGCCUUUCUUCGCCUUUUAAAUCGCCACGAAUCACAGAUGGCUAUUUAGUGGCCCUACAAUGCUGCAACACAUCGGCUUGCAUUUUAGUCUUAAUUAUUUGUUUCUUGGAUAAUGGGCAGAGUUUUCUGUAUUUGUGUCAGCUGUUAGUGGUGAAAUAGGGCUCUAGUUAACCUUUUAUUUAUGAAGUCUAAUUUAGUGUUCCCGUGGCUAGUUGCAAGCAUUUACAGUGAUCACCCAGUUUAAUCUUUUGUAUACUUUUUAGAAAUGCCAAGAGCCUUACUAACCUGGAGCAGAUUUAUGAUAUAGUGAUAAUUUAGGUAGAUGUUAGUCUUGAAGCUCUUAUUUUGUGUGCAACUGAUUAUAAAAACAUCUUAACCAAGUAUUAUUACACACAUGAUAUCUAUAACUAGGACUUUGAUAACUGUUAUAUAAAGUGUGUAAAAUUUGUAUGAAUAAAUUUUUGUAAACAAUGCAA